This is a messenger RNA of Bubalus bubalis (water buffalo), 555 nucleotides long. It is a transcript of the gene MRPS18C, whose product is annotated as mitochondrial ribosomal protein S18C. Lineage: Eukaryota; Metazoa; Chordata; Mammalia; Artiodactyla; Bovidae. Gene Ontology annotation, cellular component: mitochondrial small ribosomal subunit; ribosome. The coding region runs from base 62 to 487 and encodes 141 amino acids. Gene Ontology annotation, biological process: mitochondrial translation. The transcript has 6 exons. Gene Ontology annotation, molecular function: small ribosomal subunit rRNA binding; structural constituent of ribosome. The record is from RefSeq and is a predicted model, not a curated record.
CGGAAGGGACUUGUCAGGACGUUUUUUGGAAACAGAAAAGGAAGGGGAGGAGCAAGGAACCAUGGCUGCUGUGGUAGGUCUUUGCGGUGGGCUAGGGAAGAGACAGUUUACGCGUUUCCCAACGGCUUUUGUCUGCCUCACAAAUUCCGGGACUCGUGCAGUGCUGUGGAGAAGUUGUUCACAAUAUAAACAGGUAACCAGCAGUGAGGACCUGCCUAUUCCAAUGGAAAAUCCUUACAAGGAGCCUCUGAAAAAAUGUAUCUUGUGUGAAAAACGUGUAGAUUAUAAGAAUGUACAGCUUUUAUCCCAAUUUAUUUCUCCAUUUACUGGAUGCAUUUAUGGAAGGCACAUAACAGGUCUUUGUGGGAAGAAACAAAAAGAAAUCACAAAAGCAAUUAAGAGAGCUCAGAUAUUGGAACUUUCAUUUUCUCUUCACAGGGUUUAUGCCAGUUACAUACAAGGAUCCUGCCUAUCUCAAAGACCCUAAAGUUUGUAACAUCAAAUAUAGGGAGUAAAUUAUAUAAAGUUAUCAUCAAUAAAUGUAUUUUGCAAUAA